Papilio xuthus (Asian swallowtail) is the source of this 579-nucleotide messenger RNA. RefSeq lists its product as uncharacterized. Lineage: Eukaryota; Metazoa; Arthropoda; Insecta; Lepidoptera; Papilionidae. The transcript has a single exon. The record is from RefSeq and is a predicted model, not a curated record. The coding region runs from base 1 to 579 and encodes 192 amino acids.
AUGCGGCGGCGAGGUGAGGAGCCCCUGCCGGAAGAGAUCGUACGCUGGAGGAAGGAAGGUCGCGACGAUCUCUUCCGGCGAUGGCAAGAGAGGUUGGCGGACGCCUCGGUGAGCAGACGGCUCGUCGAGGCCGUCCGCCCCGUCCUGCGCCAGUGGGUGGAGGCGAGGCACCGGGAACCGACUUACUUCCUGACGCAGCUUCUCACAGGGCACGGCUGUUUCAGCCGUUACCUGUGUGAAGUUGUGGGGAUUGAGUCGGGUCCCGAGUGCCACCAUUGCGCGUCCGGCGACGUGGACACGGCAGAGCAUACGCUCGCCGUGUGCACGGGCUGGGACGCGCAACGCGCCACGCUCACUGGCGCAAUAGGGCGAGAUCUGUCGCUGCCGGCCGUCAUACGUGCGAUGGUCGGCAGCGAGCAGAGCUGGGCCGCCGUCGCCUCCUUCGCACGCGAGGUGAUGGCGGCCAAAAGAGAGGCCCUGCGGGAGCGCGAACGCGCCAACGAGACGCUGCCGCCCCGCAGGGCUCCAGCGAGGGGCCGACGGCGUGCGAGGUACGCGGCGGCCCUACAACCAAAUUGA